Molecule: messenger RNA, 4313 nt
Organism: Entelurus aequoreus (snake pipefish)
Lineage: Eukaryota; Metazoa; Chordata; Actinopteri; Syngnathiformes; Syngnathidae
Product: caskin-2-like
Exons: 22
Coding region: 366-4226 (1286 amino acids)
Molecular function (GO): protein binding
Source: RefSeq, a predicted model, not a curated record
UGGCAGUGGGACGCGACGAAGGGAAGUAAGCAAGCAAGGAAGGAAAGGAACGAAGGGAAGGGAAGAAGUGUCGCUCAGGCUGAAAAAAAAGUUCCGAAACACGAACACAUUCCACGUUGAUUCGGUGUUGGGAUCAAAGGGGAAGCCGACGAGCGGUGGCGGGAAAAGGCAGGAGAAGGAUUACGACUUUUGAGCAAGAUUCCACAGGGGGAAUGUCGCGUCGCUCGCCCGAGGAGCUGGAAGCCAUUUGAGAAAAGCUGACCCGGAGCCAAGUUUGCCAUUCCAGGACAUCGGGCAAAGGGCGUCCAGGCUGCUCAGAAUGCGGCGCUGAGGACCAGGGGAGUGCUCCGACCGUCGUGCCGAGGAUGGGGAAGGAGCAGGACCUCCUGCAGGCUGUGAAGAGCGGCGACCUGCAGUCCGCUCAGAAGCUCCUGUCCAAGCUGAGGAGCAGCCGCAGCAAACUGUUGGGGUCCACAAAGAGACUCAACGUCAACUACCAGGACUCAGAUGGCUUCUCUGCGCUGCACCACGCCGCUCUUACGGGGACCGCCGAUCUGCUGGUGGCGCUGCUGGAAGCUCAGGCAUCUGUGGACGUCAAAGACAGCAACGGAAUGCGUCCUCUCCAUUACGCAGCAUGGCAGGGCAAAUCUGAGUCGGUCCUGAUGCUGCUGCGUUCAGGGGCGUCCGUCAACGGAGUCUCGCUAGACGGACACAUCCCCCUGCACCUGGCCGCCCAAUACGGACACUACCAAGUGUCGGAGAUGCUCCUGCAACACCAGUCCAACCCAUGUCUGGUCAACAAGGCUAAGAAGACCCCUUUGGACCUCGCCUGUGAGUUUGGAAGAGUCAAGGUGGCCCAGCUGCUGCUGAGCAGCAACAUGGUGGUGGCACUGUUGGAAGGCGAGAGGAAGGAACCCACCGACUCGGCCUUUACCACGCCGCUGCACCUCGCCGCUCGCAAUGGACACAAAGACAUAAUUGUGCUCCUGCUGAAGGCGGGCAUCGAUAUCAACACCACCACCAAGUCUGGCACCGCUCUGCACGAAGCUUCGCUGUACGGGAAGACCGAAGUUGUGCGGCUGCUCCUUGACGCUGGCGUGGAUGUGAACAUCAGAAACACGUACAACCAGACGGCGCUGGACAUCGUCAACCAGUUCACCACGUCCCACGCCAGCAGAGAAAUCAAACAGCUGCUCAGAGAUGCCACAGGUGUUCUGCAGGUACGAGCUUUGAAAGACUUCUGGAACCUUCACGACCCCACCGCCCUGAACAUCCGGGCCGGGGACGUGAUCACGGUGUUGGAGCAGCACGUGGACGGGCGCUGGAAAGGUCACAUCCACGACAGCCAGAGGGGGACGGACCGAGUAGGCUUCUUCCCGCCCUCCAUUGUGGAGGUCAUUAGCCGGCGAGGCGGGAGCACCCUGUCCCGGCACGCUUCACUACCCGCUCAGCGCCAGCAGCUGCUGUCCAGAGCCCCCCCGUCCAGCAGCUUCACGGCUGACCACUCCUACACGCUCUCCGCACCCCCCACCCACCUGGUUCUUCCGCUCAGCAACGGCUUGGCCGCAGGUGCGUCUCUGAGCCACCUGUCUCAAACCGGGUGUCCCUUCCAGGACAUCUGGGUCCUCAGGGACACGUGUCACGCAGGAGACAGGAACAGCGUGGGAAGCACCGGGAGCGUGGGCAGCACUCGCAGCGCGGGAAGCGGGCAGAGCACGGGCAGCAACAACGCUCCCAACGGCGUCCAGCACUCUGCUGGUCACCAUGACAACAGCAACAAGACAGCGCCCUCUGCUGGCUCAGACAAGCGGCACCUUCAUUCUGCAGAUGCCGCUCAGGUGUGUGACCCAUGUGCAGGUGGCACCCCCUGCAGGGCCACAGUGGCGGUGCAACAACCUGCUGAGCAGACCUUCACCCAGCCGUUUGUUCGCCCUCAGCAGCUGCUGGAUGGAAAGGAUGCCGAGGCCAUCUUGGAGUGGCUCAGGGAGUUCCAGUUGGAGCAGUACACGGGGAACUUCAUCAGUGCCGGCUACGACGUGCCCACCAUCAGCAGGAUGACGCCCGAGGACCUGACCGCCAUUGGUGUCACCAAACCUGGACAUCGCAAGAAGAUCUCCAUGGAGAUCAACAAGCUCAACAUUCCAGACUGGCUGCCAGAGUUUGUGCCAUCAGACCUUGGCGAGUGGCUGAGUGCCAUCGGCCUCCCUCAGUACCUGAAAAGACUUUGUGAAAACGGCUACGACAGCAUCAGCAUCGUCAAAGACCUGACGUGGGAAGACCUACAGGAGAUCGGCAUCACCAAGCUGGGUCACCAGAAGAAGCUGAUGCUGGCGGUGAAGAAGCUGUGUGACAUCCACAGGGCGGCCGCCCAAGGCACGUUGCGACGUAAAGCCCCCGGAACGCUACAGCUGCUCGCCAUCGAGCCACCGGAUGGCGGCGGGGAAUGCUCGUCCCCGCGCACCCCCAGGAUGUUGACCUUCCAGGACAGCGAGCUGAGUGCAGAGCUGCAGUCGGCCAUGUCGAGCCGCUACGCCGACUGCGAAGACGGCCCGGUCUUCAAGAACAAUGUGGGCUUGUCCGAGAGCCAGGACAGCAUGGACAUCAGAUCCAGAGGCUCUGGACGCUCCCAGGAAGCACCCACCGCCUCCGUCACCCCCCACAGCUGGUCCCAGGAGAGCCUGGACGGCAGCCCCGCCAGGGACAGGAACCUCCCUGAGGGCUGGGACCAGAGGUCCCUCCACAAGCAGGUUCCUCUGGGAACGGCCACCGUGUUCAAGUACCCCGCCGUCCCCGCCAAAUCCAAACUUUCCCGCUCCCACGGCUCGUCCCCUGGCGGAUCGCCAGCAUUGAAGGGUUUCAGCUACCUGCACUCGCACUGUGGAUCCACAGACCUCCGCACGUCGACCCAACCCGAGGACCACGGUCGGGCUCUGCUGCCUCCCAAGAAACGGACCCACAUGAACCGUCUCGCCCUUUCUGAUGGAGAACCUGACGAGGACGACGAUGAGCCGGCUCCUCCAUCGAGGAACGUUCCUUCCUACGCAACCUUGACCCGCAAGCCCGGACGCAGUCAGACCACCCGAAUACGGUCCGGUCCAGAGAAGAGCGCCAACGUGGGCCGCAGUCAGUCCUUUGCCGUCCGAGCCCGGAAAAAAGGUCCUCCUCCUCCACCUCCAAAGAGACUAAGCUCCGUGAGCAGCACCACCAGCGGCGAGCUGAGUGACAGCAGCACGACGUCGUCCGGUGGCGUCGUUACCGACAGUCCCGGAAGCGUGAGGAGCAUCGCCGCCGGUCUGGAAGGAAAUCCUCAGGCCAAGAACUCUCCGGAUUCCAAACACCAGCCCGUUCUGCAGGAGACGCUUCCCCCCGAGGACACGGAGAGCCCGGAGUUGAGGCACAGGCCGCAAAGCGAGCGCCUUCACGCACACGCCUGUCGCCGCGUUGACACAGACCGAGACCUAGAGCUCGGGUCGGAUGCGGACCGCGAAGAAUCCAAAGGUUGGUCGUCUCCUCACAAUAGUUCCAGCGAGUGCAUUCCCUUCGCCGAGGAAGGCAAUCUGACCAUCAAGCAGAGGCCCAAAGCUCCGGGACCCCCCAGAGCCGACGUCGUCCUAGAACCUCUGGACCAACCCUGCGCCAAGGACUCGGACGUCCCCGAGUUCAACCUCAAGGAGUCGGACACGGUCAAGCGUCGACACAAACCCAAAGACAAGGACGGAGACGCGCCGGCCGAGGUCCAGACUUUGUCCCAGGACCGGGAGGAGGACGUCUGCAUGAGGGCGGGCGAGGGCGGUCCCCACAAAGCAUUCCCCGUCAAACCUCAGCUGUCCCCAAAACCGCCGCUCGUCGCCCCAAAACCUGCACGCCAAAGUUUGCUGGCAGCACACAACGAUUCAUCAGCUGGACCAAAGUCUCCAAGCGUGAACGUCAGCGUGGUCCAAAGUCUGGCCUUCCCCUCGCCGCCCAACACGCCCCCGGCGGCGAGCCCUCAAAGCCCCGCCCUGUCCGCCGCCAAGGGUCAGGCCCUGGGGGUUCAGGCUGUGAGCCAGCAGAGACUAGAUGAGACCAGUACGUCUCUGGAAGCCGCCCUGAAGGCCGUGGAGAGAAAGUUGAUCCUGGACGAGAGCGACGGAGGCAACACGGUGAGGUCGGCAGGAACCAUCCUGGACGACAUCGGGAACAUGUUUGACGACCUGGCUGACCAGCUGGACGCCAUGUUGGACUGAUGGCGGGCCCGUCACAACAAAAGCUCAGGAAGUUUAAAAAAAGAUGUCACAGCAACACGUGGACCAUCUUCUGAUAUACAGUAUAUA